Haplochromis burtoni (Burton's mouthbrooder) is the source of this 4945-nucleotide messenger RNA. RefSeq names its product heparan sulfate glucosamine 3-O-sulfotransferase 2. The transcript is spliced from 2 exons. The coding region runs from base 3090 to 4205 and encodes 371 amino acids. The record is from RefSeq and is a predicted model, not a curated record. Lineage: Eukaryota; Metazoa; Chordata; Actinopteri; Cichliformes; Cichlidae. Gene Ontology annotation, molecular function: [heparan sulfate]-glucosamine 3-sulfotransferase activity.
CUUGCGAUCUUAUCUGUUAUGGCGCACUUUGUAAUGCCAAAGUGUGGCCGGCAGAUGUCAGUGUUGUGUCAUUGCUGGGCAUGCUGAAAGGAAAUAGAUGUCAUGUAGAAAUGUUAUCCAGUGAUCCUUAUAUAUUUGACAGCUGGAGAAAACUGGAUGCCCUUUUUAACCCCUAAAAAAGGCAUGUUGAAAAAGAAGGGAAUUUGAAGACAAAAAUACACCGGACCAGUUGCAGUGCAUGAUGCCACCUGCUAAAAAUCUGGAAUCAGUCCUUCAGCUGUGUUCAGAAUGGCAAUUUGCAUGUCUGAAGUCAAGAAUAAAUUCUUCCUUUCAAGCCGUAUAUUAAAAAAGAAGAUAAAAAUGUUGUUAAUUGGCCUCCUGAUAUACAAGCAACACUGUGUGACUACAUGUUUGUCACUUAACAAAACAGUUCUGUGUGUGCACUUUUUUUUUCCAAAGAGGGUGUGAACGGAAACUGUGGGAGUGAUUCUUCACCCAUCUGUAAUAUAAAGUUGCCUGGCUCAUCUGUAUCUUCCCCCAGUGUCUGAUCGGAGUCAGGACAAGCCGAGGAACCCUCCCUCCAGGCUUCGCUUGCCUCUGACAAAUGAGCCGUGCCUCUGAUGGAGUGAGUGGUCAUUGGCACCCGUAUUCAGUGAGCUCCCAAAGACAAUCAAACACUUUAAGAAAUAUGUUGUGCAUUUACAGACACAUCAUUCAUUCCUUAAACAUAGAUCAUGACUCAUGCUGUCAAGCCUGACACCCCCACCGCUCUCUCUGGAAUCUCAAAUCUAAAUAUGAGUCUUAGUUAAACUGAAUGGCUAAGGAGGGGAAUGUCUCACUUUUAAAUUUUCUCCUGGAAAGCCCGGGUGGUCUUUCAUAUCUUUUUUUUUCCUUAAAAAAAUGGCACUGACUAGAUUGUUCCACAUUGCACUUCUGUCAUAGUUUAUAUCAGUCAAAAAAAAGGUUGUCCUUCUCUGUAAUGAGCUAGAACAAGAUAAACCGUAUGUUCAGUAAAUGAAACUGAGGUUAAACUGAUUUUCCUCAACAAUAUUUUUGAUUGUUCCACUGAAAAGUCAAGCUGUGCACGCGGCAGAGGUGAUUAUAACGUUUAAUCACUGCGCCCCAUCGCUGAGCAUAGCAGGCUUCUCACCCCGAGGUUUGAUUUACCCGCCCUCUUCCUGAGGAAAAAUCUCAUUCACUAGACGGAUUGCUAAGCGGGUCUCUCCAACCAGCCCCUAUAAAUCAUUCUUUAAUCAGAGGCUUCUCAGAUUGGGCGCAGACACCCGCAGGAGCACCACUGUGACACCUCAACUCCUCCCCAUGCGUCUCUGCAGUCCGGGGAGCUUUCAUCCUCUUCUUUUUCCACUGUGAGCUUGUCUGCAUUUGUUUUUGUCAUCAGGAAGUGUAUGACCACACAACGAUGCUUUAAUGCCUACUUCUGCUACAAGGAGAGGGGAGGUCUAACAAGAUCAGGAACAAGACUACUGAUAUAGAAGCUGGGAAACAAUACAAGGAGCAAAGUGGACAACUAAACCAGUCCAAAGAGGCCCUGAGACCACAGAAAGUCCAGUCUUACAACAUGUGUCAUAUUGUAUUGAUCCCAUACCAAGUAAAUACAGGGACAGUAUUGUUGAUACCAAUAUCGAUACCGAUACUUUUAACCUAUGAAGGCAGCUUAUGUUUGGCACUUAAGUUUGGCUUUUCACAAUAAUUAGUUAACACAUUAAAAAACACCUUUUCAGCUUUUCAUGUAUUUUGAAAGUAGGGUUUAUUUGUUUGUUGAGACCUGAAAUGUAAAUGUGUGUGGGUCAACUUCUGUUUUUACAGUGUGCUAUAGGCUAUAAAUAAAAUAGGCCUGGCAGUCAACACAAAAAGGCUACAUACUUAACUUAGAGGAUGGAUACAAAGUAUCGAUCCACUAGUGCUAGUAUCGAGCUGAUGCAAAUAUCAGCGUUGGUAUCAAUAGUAUCAAUAUUUGGAUCAAUCUGCCCACCCCUACAGCCAGUUUGUGCUAAUGUAAGGAAACUUUUAAUUGGGAAUUCAGGACACAACACGAAAGUUCAGAUGGCAUGACAAGUUGGAUCAUGCUUUAUCAAAUGAAUGAAGACCAGAAUAGUUAUAAGACAUCAGUCUCACAUAGUCCUUUUUUAACUUAAAAGUGAAACUGAUUAUUAGUAGGUGGUGAUUAAUUUUCCCAGUAAUGGAGUGUGAGGUAAAUUCUCACAUUGGGACUUUAGAGAGUUGAUUUUAUCCAACCUUCUGAACACUCGAAUGACUCUCUGCUGACUGGAUACAGUUUUAAGGUCAUGAACCAUAAAAAAAUGAGGGAAAAAACCCAACUGUGUUCAGUGUGUUUAAAUUUAACCGCAUCAGAAGAGAUUGAACCAGUGCUGUGAUUGGUCCAACAGGAAGAGCAAAGCUUGCUGGAUCUUAAAGUGUUAAAUUAUAGAUAUUUAAAGAUAUUUUUACUCUCGUGUUUUCCGGUGUGUUGGUGUAAAUCAGCUCUAAUACUAUUGAUUUUAUUAACAAAAAUGUUUCACUUUACGUUAAUAAAGUGCUUCAAAUAUUAAUACUUAAAACAUUCUGUAUGUUUACCUAUAAAUGAACAAAGAGUCGACUCGGAGCUUAGAUGUUAGUAUGAAACGUGAUAAAAGGUAAAGUGAGAUGAGCAAGUGGAGACACAUGAAUACUUUUUAUCUUUUCUUUUUCUUUUUUUUUCUUUUUUACCAUUUUUAAUGCAAAGACACCGUGACGUCACUGUGUGGAAAUAUUUUUCUGUCGCUCAGCCGGUUUGGAGCUGACAGUCCGCUCAAGUUGCCAGAGAGCGCGCACAGCUUUUGCAUCCUUGCGUGAUGGCCACGGACGCGUCCAGGAGUUUUAAAAUAGGAUGGCUUCGCAACUCGGUGCGCAGGGAAAGAUACCUUUUCAGGUAAGGAGCUGAAGCGAUGGGACUCAGAUGGACUGUGGUAACAGACUUGAAGUCUGCUGUUUUUCUUCUUUAAAGCCCGUGGAGCCGCUAAGACAAUCAUAAAAGGACGGAACGCAAAAAUCAAUUAAAAAAAUCAUGCACUGUUCAUACUCAUGGAGAGAUGGCAUGCGUGCUCCUCUUCGGUCGACUUCUCCCCUUCUCACACCGGCUCAGAGGAACGUCCAUCUGCUUGUUAUCCCUUUUCCUUUCAUAUUUAUUCUACUGCGCUCUAUUCCCUGACGGUGCCAUCAUGCAAACGUCAGGUGAUCCGACGCCCAGCUGUCAGCGAGCAGAUGGAGCCAAAAGGCGCCUUCAGAAAUCCCUCUCCUGCCUUUUACCGUCGGACGCGAGGUUGAGCGCUGUUGAGGCGUCUCGGUUGAAAGCCGACCAAAGACCCCAUUUCGCUCAUCACACCGCCGGGAACGGCACGCCCAGCCCGCCUAUGAGCAAUUUAAAGUUUGGCAAUAAAAAGUUACCAAAUGCCAUCAUAGUCGGUGUGAAAAAGGGAGGCACGAGAGCCGUCCUGGAGUUCAUAAGAAUACAUCCGGAUGUGCGCGCGGCGGGAACCGAAACACACUUCUUCGACAGGAACUAUGACAGAGGCCUGGAGUGGUACAGAGGUUUAAUGCCAAGAACUCUUGAAAGCCAAAUCACAAUGGAGAAGACACCGAGCUACUUUGUGACAAAAGAGACACCACACCGGAUUUCUACCAUGUCCCAAGACACCAAGCUCAUAGAGGUGGUGCGAGACCCCGUCACUCGAGCAAUAUCGGACUACACUCAGACGUUAUCCAAAACGCCGGACCUGCCGAGCUUCCAGGACCUGGCCUUCAGGAAUCAGAGCCUGGGAAUCGUUGACAUGUCCUGGAACGCCAUUCGGAUCGGCUUGUAUGCUUUGCACCUUGAAAACUGGCUCCACUACUUCCCUCUGGCUCAGAUCCAUUUUGUGAGCGGAGAGCGUCUCAUCACAGACCCAGCAGGGGAGAUGGCUCGGGUGCAGGACUUUCUUGGGCUGAAACGCAUCGUCACCGACAAACACUUCUAUUUCAACCGCACCAAGGGUUUUCCCUGCCUUAAAAAGCCGGAGAGCAGCGGCUCGCCCCGCUGCCUUGGCAAGUCAAAGGGGAGGACUCAUGUGCAGAUAGACCGAGACGCUAUUGAGCAACUGCGAGACUUCUAUCGACCUUAUAAUGUCAAGUUCUAUGAAAUGGUGGGGCACGACUUUAAGUGGGAGUAGAGGUUCGAGAUGUAUGUUUACGUGGUGCUGGAAAAACUUAGCUAUUCCACAAAUGUUCUUUUAAAGCGGUUUGCCUUCAGUAAUGUGUCAAGGCUAAAGUGAAUAGCUAACUAUCAGCAGUCUCUAGACAAUUUCCGAGCGAAGCAGCCGAGGCAGUACUUUCCUUUGAAGUGACUCUAAUGAACAGAGUAAAAUCUAAGACGACAUUGCUUUUGCACUUGUAAUGAUCAGUUACCAGCAUCAGCACCCUGUUUGUUGCCAGAUAUAGGCAUCAUUUUCAGAUUUCCGUUUGUGUUACUCUGUAUUAUUGCUGACUUUAUUGCUGACUGCUUCAUAAAAAAAAAGAGAGAAAAUUCGAAGGGAAGGGGAUUAGUUCCUUUUAAAAUCUGCUUGACUAAUCAAAGUAGAGUUUGAAAGCAAGCCCUUGGAAAAUGUCAGUGAAGUCUUCAGGGAGAAGAGAAUUAAGCUGCACCACUGUGGCGGUAAAUCUAAAAUGUAAAGCCAUAAGGCAAGUAUGAACCACCUGAUAUUACUUACUCUUCAUUUUUUUUUUUCAAAAGGUGAAAGAUAUUUUCUUCCGUUCUUUCCGACAUGAAUCAGACAUGUGCUGUAACGAGCAUUUCACUCUGUACUCCGUGCUUUGUUUCCAAAUCCUGGUUUAUGUUUUUGUUGCAGAAGUAUUUAAUCACUGCGUUAAUCACAAUGCUUGUUCAUAAACUUCAUUAAAUGAAACAGAAGCA